AUGGCACUUAUGUAUCCAAUGCAUUUUCCAACAGUACCGUUACGUUGGGAUGAAGCAGCUUGGACAAUACCAUGUACAGAUGCAAUUGAUGAGUUGUUACUCUCAAGGCUAGAAUCUCUCAUAUCGAUGAAGUCAAAAAUUAGUCAAAUGCGUGCAAUAACAAAUGCCACAUCAGGAAAUAACCUGAUGCAAGAAGGUGAUGAUCUAGAAGAGGACGAGGAAGAUGUGGCGGAUGAAGAUGAUGAGCAGAAUCAAUAA
Thelazia callipaeda (thelaziosis nematode) is the source of this 258-nucleotide messenger RNA. The record is from the annotation of a GenBank genome assembly. NCBI's taxonomy places the organism in Eukaryota, Metazoa, Nematoda, Chromadorea, Rhabditida, Thelaziidae.